Bursaphelenchus xylophilus (pine wood nematode) is the source of this 1540-nucleotide messenger RNA. Lineage: Eukaryota; Metazoa; Nematoda; Chromadorea; Rhabditida; Aphelenchoididae. The record is from the annotation of a GenBank genome assembly.
AUGCCUGAACAAUGGAGACUAGAACACAUCUGUCGGAGAUAUCGCCCUCGCCUGAAGGCCACUUCAUCUGUGUAUGAUAGACCCCCUGCUAGAACACUUGGCUUUCCGAUGGAGGAGAAUUUGAUUACGACCAAACUGCUGAGACGUUUGCCGUUGGAGGUAAGUUAUCCGAUUCUCUCACCAAAGACAUCUAUUAUACAUGAACAACGAUAUUUCUUUAGAUACUUUGUUGUAUUGCCGACCGUUUGCCUGUCUUCGAACAGAUUACAGCUUACCAUUACUUGGGCAACAACUUUGCUGUUAAAAACAAAAGACUUGAAGAGAUGUGGCGCUUGAACCGCGACGUACAAAGCAGAAGUCUGGGUAUUGAAGGGUUGUAUUCGUAAGUGGAGCCGUUUUUAAUUCACUAAAAAUCUUACAGGGGAAGUACUCGAAGCGGAACAUUCAAUUGUGUAAUCUGGGCAGUCUUUUAGAUUAAUUUUUAGUGCAAAAUUGAUUGAGUUAUGACUCCAGAAUGCAGAAAAGUUUUUACAAAAAAUAAUCCAUUUUUUACACGGAACUGACAGAUUUAUGGCCAAAAAAGGCGUUUUAUCUGUGACCGCUCUCCGCAUUUCGCGUACUCUCUCGGCCUGAAAGUAGUCAAAGAUAACCACCUUGUAACAAACUUGUUUCAGUCUGCUAGCAAACUCUGGGGACGCGGCAGCAUUUGCUCCCCAUCCGCCUGAAACUAUCAAUACAUUCCUCUACGAGACACUGCAUGCAACAAUGGCGAUGAGAUCAGUAGUCCGCCUCUUUUUCACUUUCCAUUACGCCGAUUUUGAUGAGGAAAUCAUAUGCGCAAGCCACUCAUCUUAUAUAAGCUGGGGGGCCAUCACGGUUCGGGCACAAUUCGUGAACAAUGACAAAGCAUGGAUUGGUUGCACACCUUGUACAGUUGUAAUGGAGUAUGAAACUAGAGACAUAGUAGGUUUAAAAGUAGAUUUUUAAAGAAUUUAGCACCUCAGAUUUUAUCAGAAUCCAAUCACAGCUUAUGUCGUUUCAGGGCCGCUGGCUUGGCGCGUUCUACGAGAAAGAAUCGAACAAGCUGUACUACGUGACACACGACGAAGACCUCACCCCUAAACAGAGGAGAGUCCGCUUCAGCUAUGUAAUACCCGGCACUGAAGAGCCCACAUUUCUCUUUACGGCGCCGAUUCCAUGCAACCCUGUGAAGCCUGUACGACUCUCAGUACAAGGCGACCAUUUAUUCUUCUUUACGCCAGACAAUUAUUUCUGGCAUUUUAUGGGAUAUUAUAAUCUACAAACGGGGAAAUAUCACUCGAAGACGGUCGGAAAUAGGGGUUUCGAUGUUAUCCAGCACCGUGACCAGGUUCUAUGCUGCUUCUCUGACUCCAUCGAGCUGAACAGUUGCCGGUUCAAGGUUCUGCGGCAUGUCGACACGAACCCCGACAAACGGGCGUCCACAUAUUUUGAGAGAAGCCAAAAACUCAACGACCAUACAUGUGUCUAUGUGGAGGACAAUAAAUUGAAGGCAAGUUGA